AUGUUCACACGUGUGUUCCCGACCAUAUUCAAUUUCAUCGAUUUUCGCUGCCUCCGGCAGGUCUCACUGGACCGUCUGCCCAUCCUUUGGUCCGCUCCAGAACUACUGGCCAACCCUCCCGUAUGGAAUCCGAAAAGUGAUGUCUGGUCCUUUGGAGUGCUUCUGUGGGAAAUCUUUUCGUUGGGCUCGACACCCUAUCCCUUCUGUGCGACGGAGGAGGCAGUGUUCGACCGUGUUCGUUCCGGUUGGCGUCUUACAGCGCCCACCAUUGUUCCCCGCCAACUGGAGAGCCUGUUCAGUCACUUCCUGUCGUCCUGCUGGGGUGCGGUGGGCCAACGGGACAGCCGACCUCCCUUCUCUGAGCUACUCUUGUUUCUGCGUCAGUUAUUGGUCCUGCCAGAAUCGGCACCGGCGCAUGUGUCGGAUGUAGCGGUAAGCUUACAUCCCCGCUCGUUGCACAUAGUUCUGCACCCUAUGUGGCGCACGCGUCGCCAAAUGCUUGUGGAUGUUUUUCCAUUUGCCCCGAGGGGAACCGGGGUGAUUGCGUGGCCGAUGAACGAUGUUAUUUCUCCAAGAAGAAACGAUUACUGCGAAUCGAAGAAGUUUGUAUACAAAGCAUAAAGCAGUAAAUAGGUUAUCCUGGGGAUGAAACGAGGUGAGUGUUUUUAAAAGUACAGACGACUAGAUUGUAUGGGUCUACAAUGGCCAAAGUCGUUUUGGACCUAGUAGCGACUGGCCAAGGCUUACAAUAAAAGACAAUGACUAGGGAUACCCUCAACGCCUGUAUCCAAACCUUUUGGUUAAGGAUUUUGGAGUGUUCUCUGGUGUCCUUCGAACAAUACCCUCUUCCCCUCUCAGAUGGUCUUGUCAUCGCAUCUCGCAUGUGACUAGACUUAUUGGCGCACAUGUCGUUUUUGCCAGCUGAUGAGGAAUGCUUUCAGACUGUUGGUGAUUACGUCUGACCCCGUAGGACAAUGAUGCCUACUUGUUUAAUAGUUUUCCGUAAUGAGUAGACAGGUAUGAGUUAAAAGCCCAGACACGCGUGUUUCGUCGAUCUUGUGCCUCUGUUUGAGCAGGUCUGUUCCAAAGGAGUUACUCGAAGUUUGCUUAUUAUUUUCUUGGACAUUAAACAAGGCAAGUCUCCUUAGUACGUUUCUGCGCCAACGAGUGACGUCAGUAGGCGUGCUCAGAGAGGGUGAGCUCAACUUCGACCAAUCAGCUAACACCAAAUUAUAUUUCAAGGAAAACAUGCCUAAAAAUAUUCAUUCUUUUGUUCAUUCGGUAGACAACUAGGUCUUCUUUUAAUUUUAUGCUCGGUGGAGGGACAUUAUUCAGUUUUAAAAUGAGGUAGUUCUCAGUGUGGAUAGGAAGAUUAGUGUUGUUGUUGAGCAGACAGCGGUCUCUUCCCCCAUCGUCAUUUGUCCUGGCAAGUUCCAACCUGAGAACGGGAACCGAAGUCAUUCAGUCGUCCAAGCAGCCUGUUACCUAGAGAAGCUGUCCGACAGUGGUUGCGUUUUUGGCUUGCUCUAAUCCCCGGAGUAGUGGGCGGGCUUCUCUGUUCAUCUCACCGGCGGACUAAUUCAAAGUGCCAUAAUUGUGCCGGCCAGCAGCUGGUGUGGACUUUAAUGGAAGGACCGGAAAUUUUGCCACCGUCGUACUACCGUUGCCCUGUUUCCCGCUUACAGAUCGACGAGUUUUCGCGUUGGUUUCCAGCCACGAGGAUAGUCCAUGAUGAGGAGAACGUAAUUUAUAGUGAAAGAUAAAAAAAAUAACGAAAAUGGUUAGUAUUGAUAUUUCGAGAGCUUUUCUUAUGGAAUGCUGACUGAAAACCGAAAAUUUAUUUUCAGUUCGAAAAGAUUACUAAGGUAUGGUUGCCAUGUUACUAAUCUCGUCGCAUAGUGUCAAUAUAUUCCAGUCACAUAAUGAUGUCGACUAUGGAACGAGCUUAUUUUGUAAAAGAUGACUACUUGAGUAGCAUGAAUUUUCACGGUUGGCUUUCGAUGCUUUUAUAGAAAACAUGCAAAAAUAUUCCUUCUUUUAAUACUUUUGUAGCAAAUUACAUCUUCAAAUUUUUGUACUUGAAGAGCAUCUUCCGGUUUUAAAGAAAGUUUUACAAUUCCCGGAUAAUUUCGAAGCCGACCUUCCGUUACACUUGCAUUUAGAAUUUCCAGACUACAAGCCGCACAGUUUUCCUGCAGGAGAAUUCAUAAACUUCUAUGUACUAUUUAAAAGAACAUAUAAGGCUCACAAAAUUUUGCAAUGAACGGUAACGUUGUCCACUUUAUAAGCAGCAUUUAUAUAUGUACUGAUGUGGUACUGUAUGAUCGGACAUCUCACGUUUAUGAAAAAUCUCAUAUUUAAAGACCCUUUUAAAACCGCAAGACACUCUUCCCUCAAGUGUAAAGUUUGAAGAAGAUGUAAUUUGCUAUCAAAUGACUAGAGAAAUGAAUAUUUCGCGCAUAUUUUCUACUACAUACAUUUGGAUAAGGUCAUCGAAAAUAAAUGAGGGAAACUCAAGCUGCUUGCGCAAUCAUUUUUGCCAAGGUCUAUUUUACGAAGUAGUCGAUAAAAAGCCCGGUCGAAACUUAGCAUCUCGAAGUAUCUGGAUUCUUUUGUGAAAUUGCUGCGUGAAGAUUACUAUCGCAACCCUUCUAGAGUAAUCCUUUAGAGUCGCGAACGCAUUUCGGAAUUUCGGUCAAGUUUCCUGAGAUAGCACAUCUAAUGUGGGUGUUUUGUAUCGAAGAAGUCUUUCUUGCCAUUUCACGGCCCAUUUGAUGAGGGCGGUUAGGUUUUGCAUUGGACUCCGGUCUGAGUGGGAUGAUGAUUAUUCCCUGAUCGCAAAUGGAGAGGCUGGCUGCUAGGAGAGUCAACCUCUUCCGACCGAUGGACUGGCCCGCAUAAUUGUAUUGUUCAUGCGGCGGCCUUUGCCGUGGUUAUAACCGAAGCAGUCCUUCACGAACGCCAGAGAAAGAGAGAGGACUGUGCUGUUCGAGCCUAAGUCGACUGAAUGGCGGACAGUCAGCUAAUUUGAGACUAACUAGUUGACGGUUGCCGUGCAACAGCGACUUUUCGGCGAAAAUGAAUGGCCUUGGGGCAUUCCAUUCUCGAAGCAAACAAAGCGACUGGCAUAGUGAUCGCGCUUGCACACAACUCCCAGCGAGUGGUUUUGGAUGUCUUACAAAUUGCACAACUCUGUCAUGCGAGCAUGGUGAUACCUUAUUUGGAUAUUUUAGUCGCAAUAAAUGCCUCUUCUUACAUGGGGACAGGUCAGUUGCACAUGUAGCCAGUCUGAUUUAGGCUCGCGUCUUUGCAUUUGCAAUCAUAGAUAAGUGUUGUCCGACGGUUCUGUUUAUGCCCUUCUCAUGCCUCAUCGUUAAUUUGGCAUCUCCCCGGACUGAUAUUUGCGUGCUUGCCACCCAUUUUGGACGUCAAUUUAAACCUUCCUGUUACUUUCGAGAAAAAAAGAGUGAUUACAGUGGUUUUAGCUGGCUUAUUUGCCAUAACUGGCGGCGAUCGCAUAUUGGUUUACCGUAUAAAGCUUAAGUGAACAUUUUGAUUCCAAAAGUUGUAUUUUACGUGUCUCGUCAAUAAAGACCAAGGCUUGUGGUUCUUCCUCUUGGCACGCACGGAAGCCUGUUCAAAAACGAAGCUGUUCUGGGAGUGGUGCGGCAAUGUUUCUUAAAAAAACAUCGAACGCCUGA
Messenger RNA from Spirometra erinaceieuropaei, 3701 nucleotides. The record is from the annotation of a GenBank genome assembly. NCBI's taxonomy places the organism in Eukaryota, Metazoa, Platyhelminthes, Cestoda, Diphyllobothriidea, Diphyllobothriidae.